GUCACCCUAAAUUGAGAUCUAGAGUUUCGCUUGAAACAAAGAACAGUGGACUUAUGUCAGCCAAUUUAUGGAAUAAAAUACAUAAAAUUAACGAGUUCAAAUCUCAAUUAUCUAAAGCGCUUAAUGAUGUAGACAAAUUAAAAGAGCUAGCUAUGUGGGAAAAUGGCCAGAUUGAAAAUCAAAUCGAUGCAGAGGCACUUCGACGCUAUCGAAAGGCGAAGUCCAAGGAAGCUGAAGAACUUAAUAAGAAAAAAGAGCAUUUAAAAGCUGUACUGACGAACGAUGAAAACAAAGUUCUAAAAGAGUGUAAAACAGCAAGUGAGGAAAAAGCUGAGCGUUUGAAGUAUUUGAAAGCACAAGCUGAAUUGCUAGAAAAAAAAAAGAAAGAGACAGACGAAAAAAUUGCGCUUGAAAAGUAUGACCAGCGUCUUCGAGAAGAAUGUGCUGAAUUACGUCAGGAAUUAAGUAAACGUAGAGCUAAAGAAAUCGCCCGUGAUCUUUUAAUCCAAAUUGAAAUGAAACAGAAGCAAAAUCUUCUAGAGAAACGUCAAAAUGACUAUUUGGAUAAGCUCGUAUUAACUCACUCAAAGGAUAUGUCCAAUGAAGCUGAUGCGCAGAUGAUUGUAGAAGGAAAAAAGCGGACCGCAAAUGUUUUAAGGCAACAGAUAGAAAGAAAAGAGCAGGAGAAACUUGUAGAAAAAGCGGAGAAGCUGAAGCAAGCAAACGCUUUGGAAGAAUUAAAUAAGCAACUGAAGCAAGAAAAAGAAGAUGAGGUAACAAAAAAGAAACUAAGGUUCUCUAAGGUGAAAUUGGACUUGAACAAGUGUUUACAGGAAAAACUAUUGAGGAAAUCAGAAGAACGCAACCAAGAAGCUCAGUACGACAAUUUACUAACCCUUUUAAAUCAACAAGUAGAUAAAGAGAGGAGUGGAAAGCAGAGGGACAAGGUUACUUUAAAGAAAGAGGCGUUACAGUAUUUAGAGCAUGUUCGUAAUUCAAAAGAAGCCGAAAAGAUGUAUGAGGAAGAAAUUAGCAGAAGUAUUGACGAACAUAUUGCAAAGCAACAAAAUCUUGGUCACCAUAAGAAAAUGCAGCUUCUAGUAGCUAGAGAAAAUUUGAAAAAUGAUGUAAACGAAGUAUGUCGACAACAAAUAAUGGAAAAAAGAAAAAAGCAGGAUGAAGAAAAACUUGUACACAUAGAAGAAGUGAAACAACUGAACGAAGUUAUUGAACGAAUGAAGUUAGAUUCUAAGUAUGAGCUGCAGUUGCGACGCCAGAAUGUUGAGACAUAUCGUAACGCCUUAGAACGGCAAAUCGCUGACCAGCGAACUAGAUAUCAACAACUAAUAGCUGACAGUGCACGGGAGUUUGAGAAGAAUAAGAAAAUAGAGGAACAGCUUACCGAACUUGUUCAUAAUAUCGUUAAUUCAAAUGAAACUGACUACAACAGACAUCCAUGGCAAAAACUGUUAGCUACUGGUCACUGGUCUAUUCCAGUGUGGGAUGGUGAUCCUCAAAUAUCGAAAUUUGCAAGUGCAAGGUACUAA
Molecule: messenger RNA, 1547 nt
Organism: Schistosoma mattheei
Lineage: Eukaryota; Metazoa; Platyhelminthes; Trematoda; Strigeidida; Schistosomatidae
Source: the annotation of a GenBank genome assembly